GGAGGGAGUUGGGGGGCCUGGCUCUGGAGGGGUUAAGGCCGGGAGGCGGGAGGGGGCCGGACCGAGGGGUGGAGAGAAGGGGAGGAGGCCUCAGCAGAGAGAGAAGUGGCCAGAGAGGCCCAGGGGACAGCCAGGGACAGGCAGACAUGCAGCCAGAGCCCCAAGGCCUGGACAGGGGCUGCCGGGCCCCGUGACAGGAGGACCCCGAGCCCCUGGCCCGGGGAGGGGCCAUGGUGCUGCCUGUCCAACAUGUCAGCCGAGGUGCGGCUGAGCCGGCUCCAGCAGCUGGUGCUGGACCCUGGCUUCCUGGGGCUGGAGCCCCUGCUCGACCUUCUCCUGGGCGUCCACCAGGAGCUGGGGGCCUCCGACCUGGCCCAGGACAAGUAUGUGGCCGACUUCUUGCAGUGGGUGGAGCCCAUCGCGGCGAGGCUUAAGGAGGCCCGUCUGCAGAGGGAUGACUUCGAGAUUCUGAAGGUGAUCGGACGCGGGGCGUUCAGCGAGGUGGCGGUGGUGAAGAUGAAGCAGACGGGCCAGGUGUACGCCAUGAAGAUCAUGAAUAAAUGGGACAUGCUGAAGAGGGGCGAGGUGUCGUGCUUCCGCGAAGAGAGGGAUGUGUUGGUGAACGGGGACCGGCGCUGGAUCACAGAGCUGCACUUCGCUUUCCAGGAUGAGAACUACUUGUACCUGGUCAUGGAGUACUACGUGGGCGGGGACCUGCUAACGCUGCUGAGCAAGUUUGGGGAGCGGAUCCCGGCAGAAAUGGCGCGCUUCUACCUGGCUGAGAUUGUCAUGGCCAUAGACUCGGUACACCGGCUGGGCUACGUACACAGAGACAUCAAACCCGACAACAUCCUACUGGACCGCUGCGGUCACAUCCGUUUGGCCGACUUCGGCUCCUGCCUCAAGUUGCGGGCAGACGGAACGGUGCGGUCACUGGUUGCUGUGGGCACGCCGGACUACUUGUCCCCCGAGAUCCUGCAGGCGGUGGGCGGCGGGCCCGGGAUGGGCAGCUACGGGCCCGAGUGUGACUGGUGGGCACUGGGAGUGUUCGCCUAUGAGAUGUUCUACGGGCAGACGCCCUUCUACGCCGACUCCACGGCUGAGACCUACGGCAAGAUCGUGCACUACAAGGAGCACCUGUCUCUACCACUGGCCGAUGGGGGGGUCCCUGAGGAGGCUCGAGACCUCAUCCAGCAGCUGCUGUGUCCCCCUGAGAUGCGGCUGGGCCGGGACGGAGCAGGUGAUUUCCAGAAUCAUCCUUUUUUCUUUGGCCUUGACUGGGACGGUCUCCGAGACAGCGUGCCCCCUUUUACGCCGGAUUUUGAGGGUGCCACUGACACGUGCAACUUCGAUGUGGUGGAAGACGGGCUCACUGCCAUGGUGAGCGGGGGCGGGGAGACGCUGUCGGACAUGCGGGAAGCCAUGCCACUGGGGGUCCACCUGCCCUUUGUGGGCUACUCCUACUCCUGCAUGGCCCUCAGGGACGAGGAGGUCCCAGGCCCCACAGCCAUGGAACUGGAGGCCGAGCCAUUGCCUGAGCCACCUGUGCAAGCAGCCAGCCCGGAGCCCACCGUGCCCCCACCGGAGGAAACAUCCCGCCCGCAGGCUGAAGCGGCGAUUCCGGAAGCCAUUCCAGCCUCGGCGGAGGCCCAGGAGGCCGGGAUGACGCUGCGGGAGCUCCAGGAGGCCCUGGAGGAGGAGGUGCUUACUCGGCAGAGCCUGAGCUGGGAGUUGGAGGCCAUCCGCACAGCUAACCAGAACUUUGCCAGGUCGGGGUCGGGGCGCCCGGGUCCGUCCCUGCCGUCUGCAGCCCGUCUCGCUCGAGCCCGGGAGGGCUCACGGUCUUCUGCUCCCCGCAGUCAGCUCCGUGAGGCCGAGGCCCGGAACCGAGACCUGGAGGCGCACGUCCGGCAGCUGCAGGAGCAGAUGGAGCUGCUGCAGGCCCGGGGAGAGGCAGCUGUCACGGGGGUCCCCAGUCCCCGGGCCACGGAUCUACCUUCCCAUCUAGAUGGCCCCCCGGCCGUGGCUCUGGGCCAAUGCCCGCUGGUGGGGCCAGGCCCCAUGCACCGCCGCCACCUGCUGCUCCCUGCCAGGGUCCCUAAGCCUGACCUAUCGGAGGCGCGUUCCCUGCUCCUGUUCGCCGUUGCUCUGGCUGCUGCCGCCGCCUUGGGCUGCACUGGGUUGGUGGCCUACGCCGAACAUCUCGCCCCGGUCUGGCGCCACCCAGGAGCCGCCUUCGCCCACUGAACCCUAGAACCCCAAGCCGGAGGGUUGGGUGACCUGGGCCAUCGCCCAGAAGCCGCUCCCACCGCCUCCGCGUUCACAACGCUCCAAGCGUGGGUCUUCACCCCAGCUCCAGCCCUGUGAUCCGGGCCCGCCCCCUGGCGGCCGGGGAGGGAGGAGCCGGGCCCGCGGUCGGAGCACGGCGCUCCGGGAAGGCUUGUAACUGGGGGGAAUCGCAGACCACUUCCUUCCUGCGGCCUGGCUGAGGCCCCGACAUGGAUGGGCAAACUGCCAUCUAGAGAAGGCAGCAGGGCCAGGGCUCGGCCAUCAGUUUAUCACCCUCCCCGCCUCCCCACUGCCCCUACCCCGCCCCCAUCGGUUCGCAGACCACAAAUCCUUCUGCAUGAGGCCCCGCUGUCCCGGGAACGUCCUCUUCCCGCGGCGAACGUCUAGUGCGAGCUCCGCCCGCCCGCUCUCUCGGGAACCUUGUGCUUUUGCCAGCCCCGCUCUUUCCGGGACUCCCGCGCCCUCCUCACGUGAGCUGCUCUCGGAGCCACUGCAGGCUCCGCCCGCCUCGGCAGUUUGGGUAUUUAUUGACCUGUCCUCCGACCCGCUGACAGGCUCCAGGACCCCAGCGCCCUAAUCCACGUUUUGGAUGCACUGAGACCCCGACAUUCCUCAGUAUUUAUUGUCUCUCCCCACCUAGGACCCCACCCCCGAUCCUCGCGAAUAAAAGGCCCCCCCGUCUGCCCAAAGCUGGGAACUCCAGGGUGUCCGCUCUCUUUGCGUUGUAGGAAGGCGGCUGCUCAGGGGGCCAAUCGGAAGGCGAGUGGGGGCGGCCAAUGGCCUGGCGGG
Messenger RNA from Enhydra lutris kenyoni (northern sea otter), 3078 nucleotides. RefSeq names its product DM1 protein kinase. The record is from RefSeq and is a predicted model, not a curated record. The transcript has 14 exons. Gene Ontology annotation, molecular function: protein serine/threonine kinase activity; ATP binding. Gene Ontology annotation, biological process: peptidyl-threonine phosphorylation; actomyosin structure organization. Bases 250 to 2247 code for a protein of 665 amino acids. NCBI's taxonomy places the organism in Eukaryota, Metazoa, Chordata, Mammalia, Carnivora, Mustelidae. Gene Ontology annotation, cellular component: cytoskeleton; cytoplasm.